AUAGUGUAACUGAAAUAAAAUCCCUGGAUGGUAAGUAGAUCAUAUUAUCCGUACUUUGUUUUCCGUUUAAACCGUGUCUGUAUAGGGAGAAAUGUGACUGAAUUUAUCGAAGUUGUCGUAUCCAUCCAGUUAAUCAAUAUGUAAUAGCGCUCGUUUUAGUUCAUGAUCAACGAAAGGCUGCGUAUUCCCUCUCGAUAUCAUAGCUGCUUUGGUAGUUACUUCAAGACAUACGAGGGGAAAAAAAGGGUCAUUAUGGUUUAUGGGAGAAAUCCAUGGUUGAUAAAAGUCAAUCGAUAUAUAUGGUUAUUUUACCAAGGGUGAAAGCUACCUGUAUUGGAAUUGUAGAGUAAAAGGUACAAGUAAAGGCUUGUUAUUUUAUGUCAUUUCUCAGUGAUUUUUCAUUUUACAACGCACCAAACCAUUUAAAUAUUAAUAAAAUGACGAGACUAUAACAUUGCAAGCAGCUUAGUAGGAAUUUAAUUUUAUAGGAGUCAGGAAAGGCAAGGACAGUUCUCACUCGCGUAUAUCUGGAGUGCCAAGGAAAUGAGAGCCGAUAUCGAAGUCUUCGUCUAUUUCUUACUCACCUUCCCAUUUUUCGCGAGGUAACUUAGUCUACCGUCUUUUUAGAAGAACUCAUCAAAUGUGUUGCCUAAGCGUUCAAUAUUCAAUAUAACUGAUAGAAACAAUUUCUAGAAAGUUGGUGAAAAAUAUUCUUUUCGGCACUUCAGUCAAAUAGUUUGUCUUUUAAACUUCAGCUCAGUAGAUCUCGGACCCGCUUGCCAAAAUAUGUGGAAAAACGCCGGAAAUAACUUGAUCGUUCCUACAGAAUUAACUGUUGAUGCGGUGGCCAACGCAAACCCGUUGUUUACGGUUGUUUCAGGAAAAGGAGCUGUAAAAGUCAGAUCUGCUGUAUUUCAGCGAUUCCGAGGUAUUUAAGGUGUCUUUGGUAUCUUUUAUUUCAAAGCGACUUGCCAUUGACAGGUGAAAAUCUAUGGGGAGCCAUUUGUGCCAAAAAUAUCGAUCGCUGAUUGUCACUUACAAAAAGGGAAAAUCUCAUAAAUACACGCUUGUGAGAGCAAAAAUAUAAUUUAAAGGCGAUAAUGCGACACGACCACAAACGCCACAUGGGAAGUCCGUGCCGGUCGGUCUUUGCCUUUAUUGUCAUUUCAAUGUUCCUAAUCAAGAAAGUAAGUAAGAUUUGAUCGAUACAUCUCUGCUUAACAAGCGGGAGACUGGUUCAAGUUAGAAUCGAUGAGAAAUCGAUAUUAGCAAUAACGAUUAAGUUUUAUCACUAGCGAUUGAUAUUUUAGCAAUAACGAUUGAGUUUUAUGGCUAGCGAUCGAUAUUUUUGGCACAAAUGGCUCCCCAUAAAAAUCUAAGAUACAGUACACAUCAGGGCCUUUUAUCAGUCGUGGUAAUCUACUUCCUGUGAGGAAGUGAAAGAAUGAUCGCAAAAUCUAUGCAUCUACUGAAGACAUUGUUGGUCUACAAUAUCGCUCUGCUCAAUAACCAACCUAUUGUAAGUAAUUUAUUUCUACAGCGGAAAUAAAACUCAAGGAUGGACUGUGUGGGCCAAAAAUGUAUCAAUUGUAAACGUUUUUCCAUUUUUAUGAAAUUACGACUUUAAAAAAAAACAUUUUACAGAAAAAUCUUAUCUAUAGGCCAAAAUAACCGAGAAAUUAAUUGGCAGUGCAAAGUUGCGCCGGGAAUGUUAUAAUUUAUCAAGGUAACUCAGGUUUCUGUAGUAUUAUGAGAAAGAUUUACAGCAAUUAUUACGUUUCCUGCUUCUUAGCUUAAAAUCGAGAUCACGUGCGCUUUUAGAGAAAAAGAAGUCUCAGUCUAAAAAAAAGUAAAAAUCCCCUAGAUUUUGAUGUUUUGAAAAAACGCGAUUGGGUCAGGUGGAAAAUUGUAAAUGUUUUCUAUAAUUCCAAACAGACUUGAUGGUUGAUUACCAAGCUGCAUAUCCUGCUCCCACUCAGCAACAUAUAGAUGACUUCAUAACUGCGGUAACCCAACCAAGCGGACCUAUGGAGGCGGCAUUCGAUUAUUUAAAGCAGCAGGGGUCAUUGCCUCCAAGCGUGGUAUGUGUAGACCAGUUCUUGUUAUGAAGAAAUAUUUUAUCCAUGUGUCUUGAACAUGUGAGUCCUUCAAGAAGAGUCGAACUUUAAAACUUCUGAUUUUACCUUAUGACGCCCUUCCAAUGAACAACAGAGAAUUCGUUUAUGAACCAAUAAGGUAAGGGACAACGAAGGGUGGGGUAGGUGGAGAUCACAUGGUAUUCAAGGAACGGUGAGGAGAUCAGUUAUCGCCAUGAAGAGGGACUUUAGAAAAUUGCCUGCCAAUUAGCUUCCGAGGGGAGGGGGGGGGAAAACAGGAAGAGCCUGGAGGGGGGGGGAAAUCAGGUAAAUUUUAUGGUAAAACAACCAGAUUCCCCCACACCACCACCCGGGGGCUAAAUAAUGACCGUUCCCUAAUUAAGGUAACUAAACGUGAGGGCUCAUGAGAAGUUGAUGACGAUGACUUGACAUCAUUUCGCAUGGUCACCGUCCCUUGCAUUCAAAAGUGUAAGGAGCAAUUGAUCGAAUAAAUUUUUUUGUUGAGGGUUAGUCCCCUGUUCGCUCCUCUAACUUCAUAGAUUACAUUCCAUCUAUUUUCGUAUCACGUAUCCUCUGUUCCAUUGCUGUUUGUUGACCCCCUCUAUCGCUAUGAACUUUACUUUUAGACGACCCUACAACAGUUUAAAGGUGUUUUGAACGAUUUAUGGUUCCAAAACAGCAAUGGAUUUAAACAUGUGUUUGUUGGUAAGUACGGAAAAUAAAAUAAAUAAAUAAAUGGAAAGUCUCUCAAGGUUUAUGUGCAGAUUAUCCGCCAUUAAAGGCCUUGGUAAUAGGGUCUUUUCAAAUAGUCCCCGAGAGAACUAAGCUACCCAGCAUUCUUCGAUAAAUGCAAAAAAAUAUUCCUGCAGUCAUCCAUACCAGAUUCUGUGUUCACGUUUUUCUUUAACAGGCGAUUUAAACGCCAACGCCAACACUUUCACUGGAUUUCACAACUGGUACCAGUUCUUGCUUGAACAAGAGAGAAACCCAACUCAGACGACGAAUAUCGCUUUUAGCCAUCUGCGACCUUUCGUGGACAAGAGACUGGUUAGUAGUAGUAACCAAAAAAGUUGUAAAGCUAUAACCUUCCUGCGAACCUUACAUUUAAUUCCGAUUGGUACUCUAUCUGUGUUUGUAACUGCAAUAUUGAUUGAUUCAUUCAUUCAUUUCCACCGGCGUUAAAGGAAGGCGGUGUGGGGACAAGCGUACAGUGUCGACCACACUAUUCUGCUUGAAUGUUCAUGUCACGCUACUCUGAUACUUCUCGAUAAAAAAAUGUUUUUACAAGUGUGCGUGCUAAACGACAAGAAAAAGGCCCUAAGAGAAAAGUGCUUCGAAAUAGUCCGGGCUGAGCAGGCUUUCAGCCAAGCCCUAUAAAUCCUAAGCUCAGCGCUGGCUAAACAAGAUGCCGUAAUGUAAUCUUAGCCCGUGAUAUCGUACGCGUUCUGCAAUUAAAAGUCUGUUAUUCAUUAUUAUUUCAACGAGGAGUGGCGUUCGGCUGCAAAUCUCUGUUGGGCGUGCACUGUUGUGAUCCUAAUUGACGCCACGAACAUUUGUGUGCCCUCGACAGCCCAUCGCUGAAUUUCAAAGACAAAGCGGUAAAUACUAAGUUUCCCACUUACAUUCUUAUUUACAGCCAUAUCUUCUUCGUGGACUAACAUUUAGAUGGAGAGGGGCGAACAAAGCACCACAGGGCAGCACCAGCAGCAUGUUCGUCGGAACCAGCCCAGCAUUUGAUUUGGCCAUGUUUACUACUUGUGUAUUGAGUGGACGUGCGGCAGGAGGGGGAACAAUAGACUGUGUCUGCAAAGUUAAAGGCCUAGGGUUAGGGGAGAGCACUGUAGAAUUUACGACCGUCGAGGACCCACUGAAUAAAAAGGUCAUCACAGCCCAUCCAAGAAAUGUUAAAUAGAUGAAAGAUUGCCGUCUUGUAUUACUGCACGGGAUUUAUCUGGAGCAAUAAAAUUUAAAUUUAGACGAUAAAUGUGCGAGAGAGAUGUCUUACGAACAAACGGUACACAAAUCAGCAUGAAAUGACUCUCAUCAUUGGUAGACAUCGGUCGAGAUCUGAAGCCAUAAACUUAUUGUGUUUUCGUCAUCUAGUGGCC
Messenger RNA from Pocillopora meandrina, 4204 nucleotides. The record is from the annotation of a GenBank genome assembly. NCBI's taxonomy places the organism in Eukaryota, Metazoa, Cnidaria, Anthozoa, Scleractinia, Pocilloporidae.